CCAUUAUAACCUCUGCAUCUUCUUCUACCUCUGAAUCCAAAACCCUAGCGACUUUUUGUUUCUCUCUCGAGACGCUCUGCUAAAGCUUCUUCGAUUGUGAUCUAAGGUUUUAUAAUGGAGAAAUCUCGAGAAAGUGGUUUCUUGUUCUGUAACUGGUGUGGGACGAUGCUUGUCUUGAAAUCAACUAAGUAUGCAGAGUGUCCAUUAUGUAAAACAACGCGAAAUGCAAAAGAGAUUAUCAACAAGGACAUAGCUUACACAGUUACUGCUGAGGAUAUCAGAAGAGAACUAGGAAUAUCAUUGUUUGGUGAAAAAACGCAGGAAGAGGCUGAGCUACCAAAGAUCAAAAAGGCGUGCGAGAAAUGCCAGCACCCGGAGCUUGUAUACACGACCAGACAGACGAGAUCAGCUGACGAAGGACAGACAACAUAUUACACUUGCCCCAAUUGUGCUCAUAGAUUCACAGAAGGUUGAUGUUAUAAUGAUCUCCAGCAUGUGAUUCGGAUUCACCAAGCAUACCAGUUUUGUUCUUACAUUCGAUGUUGCAAAUUCAAUGAUUCAGUGCCAUCAUUAGAACCUUAUGUAUAUGUCACCAACUCAAAAUUUUCAAUGUCAUCAUCAGAAAUAGCUGCAACUGUAAUACAAGUUUUCUUUAAUUUUA
Arabidopsis lyrata subsp. lyrata is the source of this 661-nucleotide messenger RNA. RefSeq names its product DNA-directed RNA polymerase I subunit RPA12. Bases 115 to 474 code for a protein of 119 amino acids. Gene Ontology annotation, biological process: termination of RNA polymerase I transcription; DNA-templated transcription. The record is from RefSeq and is a predicted model, not a curated record. Gene Ontology annotation, cellular component: RNA polymerase I complex. The transcript has 6 exons. Gene Ontology annotation, molecular function: DNA-directed RNA polymerase activity; zinc ion binding; nucleic acid binding. NCBI's taxonomy places the organism in Eukaryota, Viridiplantae, Streptophyta, Magnoliopsida, Brassicales, Brassicaceae.